UUACGUUCGUUACCUGACAGUUUGACACUUCGGUAGUCAAAAUUAUAGCUAUUUUUAUUAGAAUUUCAUAGAGUCAACAACAAUUCCACUCAACAUGGACCCUUUCGUAAACCAUUGCCGACUGUGCCGUGCGGAGAACGUUCCAACGGAAAGCUGGCCACUGCUGACUCAAUCUGGCAACGAGCACCUGCUGGAAAAGAUUGAAGCCUGCUCCAGUGUGCAGAUACGGGCGGAUGACGGCUUGCCACAACGGAUUUGCUGGCGCUGUGAAGCAUCGCUGGACCAUGCCAACAGCUUCCGGCUGCAGUGCCAGGAAGCGGACACUUGGUGGAGGUUUAAUUUCGAGGAAAACGAAGGCAAACUUGCUGCGAUUGCAUCGGUCUUUGUUAAACCGGAAGUAGAAGAGGAGCUUGAUGCGGACGAUAGUAGUGGACAUCCGAUGAGGGUGGAAACGGUUCUCAAGAAGGAACCUAUGAAAUUUGAAGAUUCCGCUUACGAACCAGCCCAAAACGAGCCAAGCACAGAGGAACGAGAAGCAGAUUCGAAGGAGGAGAAGGCGACACCAAAGAAGAAAAUUCGGAAAGAAUUCCGAUGCGAUGUUUGUUCUCGGAAGUUAGCCAACAAGCAAAACCUCCAAGAGCACAUGAGUCUACACAGCGGAGUCCAGACCUUUGAGUGUUCAGAGUGCGACAGCAAAUUCUUCUGUGCAGCUGGUCUUAAGCGGCACGUGGACAGGAAACACCCGGAUCACCAGCCAUUUCAAUGUGACAAAUGUGACCGAAAGUACACAAAGAAAUCUCAUCUCUUGGAGCACCAAAAUACACAUUCGGAUGCGAGACCGUACAGCUGCAAACUCUGUCCCAUGGCGUUUAAGACCAAAACCAAUCUAAACGGUCACAUGCGAUGGGUACACCAACCGGAGGAGGUCAGGGAAGAGUUGAAGAAGAAGAGUGAACGAAUUUGCGUAUGUUCCUACUGCGGCAAGAUUUCCAAGUCGGUCUCGCUUCAUAAGAAACAUCUGAUAACUCACACAGGAGAGAAAAAAUACGAAUGCCAGAUCUGCAACAAGCGGUUUACGGCACUCUGGUCCCACCGUAAACAUAUGUGGACACAUACAGGCGAGAGACCUUACCAGUGCGAGUUCUGCCAGAAGGCGUUCCGCGACAAACAACAUUUGACUACGCACAUCCGUGGAGUCCAUACCAACGAGCGGCCCUUCCAGUGUCGUUUAUGUCCGAAGGCGUUCGUAACCCGAAAGAACAUGCAGGUCCACGAGAGGACGCACGGAGAUCCGGUGCUACAGGCCCAGUCAUAACGGUAAGGGUCAUGUGAUAAACACUAUCGUAAAUAAAAUUACCAUCUUCUUCAACUUA
This is a messenger RNA of Culex quinquefasciatus (southern house mosquito), 1373 nucleotides long. RefSeq names its product zinc finger protein OZF-like. NCBI's taxonomy places the organism in Eukaryota, Metazoa, Arthropoda, Insecta, Diptera, Culicidae. The transcript has 2 exons. The record is from RefSeq and is a predicted model, not a curated record. Gene Ontology annotation, biological process: regulation of transcription by RNA polymerase II. Gene Ontology annotation, molecular function: DNA-binding transcription factor activity, RNA polymerase II-specific; RNA polymerase II transcription regulatory region sequence-specific DNA binding; zinc ion binding. The coding region runs from base 95 to 1315 and encodes 406 amino acids. Gene Ontology annotation, cellular component: nucleus.